Messenger RNA from Tetranychus urticae (two-spotted spider mite), 1722 nucleotides. RefSeq names its product N-terminal amidohydrolase 1 (gene Ntan1). Gene Ontology annotation, cellular component: nucleus. Lineage: Eukaryota; Metazoa; Arthropoda; Arachnida; Trombidiformes; Tetranychidae. Gene Ontology annotation, biological process: ubiquitin-dependent protein catabolic process. Gene Ontology annotation, molecular function: protein-N-terminal asparagine amidohydrolase activity. The record is from RefSeq and is a predicted model, not a curated record.
GAUUAAAGAUUAGUUGGUUUCCUUGUUUUUGUUUUUUCAAAUUUUUUAACUGGUAAUUUUUUAAGAAAAUUAAUUGUUUAUUGUUUUGCUUGAAUAACGCCUUAUCUUCUUCACAAAAAUGCCUCUCUUUAUCAAUGGAGCUAUUAUGGAUAAAUUACAUUCGGACACUCGAGCUUUUUUGGAUGCGUACCCAUCAUUGAAGGAAUAUUCUAGACGAUUACUACCCCUUCCUCAUAAAACUGUCAGUCCUAUUGGAUCUUUGUGUGUGAUACAACGUGAAUUCGCAAUUGUUGCUCCAAAUGAUCCAAGCAUCAAUAUUGUUGGAACACCAGAUGCAACUACAUGUAGUAUCGUGGUACUUCGUCAUUCAGGAACAGGUGUUGUUGCAUUGGGUCAUUUUGAUGGCUCAGACACGGAAAGAGGAAUUCAAGAAAUGAUUCACAAAGUUCAAGAAUAUUCAUCAUCAGUGAAUGGUGAAAUAGAACUGCAUAUGGUUGGAGGAUUUAACGACUCAAAAGGAUAUUCAACUGAGCUUUGUCUGUCUAUUUUAUAUUGUUUCAAUCGGCAGCCAGUAAAUAUCCAUCUUAUAACAGCAUGUAUUUGUGAACUGAACACUUUUGUAAGAAGCAACGUUAACCUACCAGUUAUUCAUGGCUUAGCUGUUAACGUUAAAUCUGGUGACAUAUUUCCAGCAAACUUUGCUGAUAAAGGUCCCGACUUAGCAUUAAGAUCCAGUCGUUUAUUGUCCCCUGGAUCUCCUGAAAUGUUAAAUGUCUAUGAAAGCUAUUAUGGUGUCCUGAAAAUUGGACCUUUCUGCUAUCAACCAGUAAGAUGUAUUGAUGACUGGAUAAAAUUUGAUGAUGAUAUAAUUCUCAAGUGUCUUUCAACUUCCCCUGAAGCUGAGAGUCCAGAUUAUGUUCGUGAAACUAGACAAGCUCUCCAGUUCAUUAAAAAGCAUCCAUUCCCCAGUAUAACUGUUUUUUCAAAUGGAUCUCGUUUUUAUCGUAAAGAUGAAUAUGGCCAGUGGACCAACUCUGCAUAAUCACACAAAGUAUCUCCUUUCUUUGCCAUAAAAAGAAAAAUUUGGUGAAUCAAUCCAAAUUAUUGUCACUUUUUGCACACGUUAAUAAUCUCACACUCUCUUAAUGAGAAAUUAAUGAAAAGCUUACACCGAAUUGUGCCAUGAUGGAUAAUCUAUUGAUUUUCACUCAUAAAAAUCUAAUAGUUAAAUCUCAAAAUCAGCAACUAAAAAAAUCUUCAGCAAAGCAAUCUUCAAAAAAUCUAAUCAAACAAUACUCGUAUUAAGCUACUAAGUUUGAAUUAGAAACUCGGGGAACCAAAUUUGUGUCAUGACAAACUAUCAUCUUUAUGACCAACUUCCCAUUUUCAAUUUUGUUCCUGAUUAAUUUAUUUACUCCUCAUUUAAUAUUAACAGUCGCAAUCUCAAUCAAAACCAUUGAACUUGACAUUAUUGUGCCUUUAAGCUACCUGACAAAUUGCCUUUUUUAGUAUGCAAUAUUUCUUAUGUCUUUGCUUUGUAUUUAUAUUAAUUUUAUCUUAAAACAAUUGAUGUAACUGAGCUAAUAACAAAUCAUCUUUUGUUCCCGUCGACAAUAGUGCACCAUCAUGUUGAUUAUAAGCAUGUAAAAAUUUGAUUCACCUUAGAUAAUAAGUGAUUUAUUUUUAUCAUACUAUUAAACCAUUAGAUUUAAUACAAUAAAA